Molecule: messenger RNA, 2718 nt
Organism: Erinaceus europaeus (western European hedgehog)
Lineage: Eukaryota; Metazoa; Chordata; Mammalia; Eulipotyphla; Erinaceidae
Product: disintegrin and metalloproteinase domain-containing protein 29-like
Exons: 2
Coding region: 316-2475 (719 amino acids)
Biological process (GO): male gonad development; proteolysis
Cellular component (GO): plasma membrane; sperm head plasma membrane; external side of plasma membrane
Molecular function (GO): metalloendopeptidase activity
Source: RefSeq, a predicted model, not a curated record
GCAGGACCAAUUAUUACCAUUCCAUCAAGACCAGACUGUUUUGGGCACAGGCAUUGGCAUAUCUGGUAAGAGUGCAUGUAUGGCCAAACACAAAGACCCACACUCAAGCUCCCAGGUUGCACCUACAGGAGGUCCAUUCACAAGAAGUGAAACAGUGUUGCAAGGUAGCCAUUUUGCUGGUCUGACACUACACCCAGAGGAAGAUCAUUCAAAGUCAACACUGCACACAGCCUUCUCACAGAGGAGACAGAAGAGUGAUGCUUCCUGCCCUAACCUCUAUUGCUGUCACCAAUCGUUCCAAACACUGGCUCCAUAAUGGCUGUGGCUAAAGUCCUAGUUCAUGUGAAUUACACACCCCUAAUGCUCUGGCUGAGGGUCUUUCUGUUCCAUUGUGGAUGGCAGUGCCAACUUGUGUACUCCAGAUAUCAAGGUCUCCCAGAAGUGGUGACACCCUUGAGGAUAACAGGUACUUAUGAAAGCAUGAGGCCCCCAGGCUGGAUCUCUUACAGUUUGCAUUUUGGAGGCAAGACACACAUCUUCCACAUGAAAGUCAACAAGCAUUUGCUGGCUAGAAAUAUGCCAGUGUUCACCUACACAGACCAGGGUGCUCUCCUCGAGGACGAGCCCUUUGUCCAGCAUGGUUGCUUCUACAAUGGAUAUGUGGAGGGAGACCCAGAGUCCCUUGUGGCCCUGAGUAGCUGUUUUGGUGGUUUUAGAGGAAUGUUCCAGAUACAUGAUAUUACUUAUGAAAUCAAACCCCAGAAUCGUCCUAACACAUUUGAACAUCUGAUAUAUAGGAUGGACACUGAGGAUAUUUCCCCAUCCAUGAGAUGUGGGUUGACAGAUGAAGAAAUAGAACAACAACUAAAGUCCCUGAAAAGAGUAAAUUCCACUUUGAUGCAGAGUGGGUAUGAAGGCUGGUGGUCUGAAAAGCGGUAUUUAGAACUGGCAGUGGUGGUGGAUCACAACCGGUAUCUUCAUAGUGAGAGCAAUGCCUCAAAUGUAUACAUUGAUAUAUGUAUUGUUAUGAACGGAAUAGAUUUCUUUCUAAAAUCACUGGAUAUAGAGAUAAUUUUAAUUGGAAUUGAAAUCUGGACUGACGAAAAUCAUCUUCAUGCAAAUAAUAUGAUCAUGCUCUUGUCGGAAUUUUGCAAAUGGAAGAAAAGCAGUUUUACUUUCCGCUUGCCACAUCAUGUUGCACACCUUUUCAUAAAGCAAGUAUUGUCUGGCACCAGUGCCUUAGCCUAUGUAGCAGGGGUGUGCCAUAGUUAUAGUAAUUGUGGAGUUGAGAAUUUUGUCAAUGACAAACUGCAAGAAUUUGCUUUUACUGUCUCACAUGAGCUUGGUCACAGUCUAGGCAUGGGACAUGAUAAUGACACAUGCACAUGUGGAAAAGGACAUUGCAUAAUGAAUCCAAGCAAAGCAUUAGCAACCAGAUUCAGCAACUGUAGUUAUAUCAGGUUUUGGAAUCAUCUCAUUGCAGAAUUGAAGUGUUUGCACAGUCCAUCACAACCAGAUAAGAUCCCCAAGUACCCACGCUGUGGGAAUAGCCUGAUUGAGGAUGAAGAGGAGUGUGACUGUGGCUCCUUAAAGUUAUGUGAAGAAAAUCCAUGUUGUCAGUCAAAUUGCACUCUGACACCUGAUGCUGUUUGUGCUUCUGGGCUUUGUUGCAAAGGCUGCCAGUUCUUACCAUCAGGCACAGAGUGCAGAAAACAGGAAAAUGAAUGUGACCUCCCAGAGUGGUGCGAUGGGAUAUCCUAUCAUUGUCCAGAAGACAUGUAUGUGCAGGAUGGAACGCCAUGCACAGGUGGCAGUUACUGCUAUGAGAAGAAAUGCAAUAAUCGUGAUGAACAGUGCAGGAAAAUUUUUGGCAAUGGGUCCAGGAGUGCAGAUCUCAGAUGCUAUAUGGAAAUAAACAUCCAAGGUGACCGUUUUGGUCACUGUGGAUUUCGUGACUAUCGGUAUAUACAAUGUUCUAUCUCUGAUACCCUGUGUGGAAGACUUCAAUGUGAAAAUGUCACAAAAAUUCCACAUCUGAAAGAUCACAGUACUGUGCAUUGGACUCAGUUCAAUGACAUCACUUGCUGGGGCACUGAUUACCAUGUGGGGAUGACCAUUCCGGAUAUUGGUGAUGUGGAAGAUGGUACAGAGUGUGGGGUGGAGCACAUCUGCAUUGAAAGGAAAUGUAUCCAUGUGUCAAGUUUUGACAGUAUCUGCUCACCUGUCUACUGCAAUAUGAGUGGAGUCUGCAACAAUAGGCAACACUGUCAUUGCAACACUGGUUGGGACCCACCCAACUGCCAGCUACCAGGCAAUGGAGGCAGUAUCGACAGUGGCCCACAUCCUCCUAUUCUGAGAAGAGCUGUGGAUAAGAAACAUGGUUAUGUUAAUGCUGUAUUAAUAAUACUGAUAAUUCAUGUUAUUUUUUUCUUUCUUUGUAUGGCCAUUUUAACUUAUGUGCGAUUACAUAGAUAAGAAAGAACAGCAUGCACUAAUUUAAUAUAAUAAAGAAGAAAUUCAGCUCUAGUAAAAUGUUCUAUGGAAGAAAAGUACAAUGUUCUGACUUCAUCUAACAGAAGACAUCAAAAACACAGCAUUAUAAAAUAUAAAACCAAUCUCUAAAGAAAGUUCCUCAUGUAUUGCUUUUUCUAUACUGGCAACAGCAUAUAAAAUAGUAAAUAAAUACAUAUAAAUAAAAAUAAACACAUAUGUAACAUA